AUGGUUCUGAUAGAGAAACUGCUUGUGGUUGCUUUAAUUUCGGUUACUGCCGCCAAUGCUUAUUCGACGGGCUACCAUGAAGAAGAGGAAGAUAGCGGCGUAGAGAGAAGCGGUCAUGGGGAUCAUGGACACGGGGGUGGUGGAGGUCAUGGAGGUGGUGGCCACGGGGGUCACGCGCACUCUUUUCACCAUUUUUCCGGUCCCGUGGUGGGUGAGCACGUAGAGGUCAGCUGGAAGGACAAACACGGCCACCACGACCACGACUACAAAGCGUAUCCCAAAUACAAGUACGCUUACGGAGUAGAAGAUUCUCACACGAAAGAUUAUCAUGGACAGAAGGAGCAUCGCGACGGGAAAGAAGUCGAGGGAGAAUAUCAUCUUCACGAGCCUGGCGGUAACGUGAGAAGCGUCAAGUAUCAUUCGCAUCCUCACGGUGGAUUUUUCGCAGAGGUUCAUAAUUAUGGCGGGAACGACCACUCCGGAGGUGGCCAUGGACACAAACAUAGAUAA
This is a messenger RNA of Megachile rotundata (alfalfa leafcutting bee), 510 nucleotides long. It is a transcript of the gene CPR11, whose product is annotated as cuticular protein 11. Gene Ontology annotation, cellular component: extracellular matrix. NCBI's taxonomy places the organism in Eukaryota, Metazoa, Arthropoda, Insecta, Hymenoptera, Megachilidae. The record is from RefSeq and is a predicted model, not a curated record.